Messenger RNA from Prunus persica (peach), 2039 nucleotides. RefSeq lists its product as uncharacterized. Gene Ontology annotation, biological process: protein desumoylation. Gene Ontology annotation, molecular function: deSUMOylase activity. The record is from RefSeq and is a predicted model, not a curated record. Gene Ontology annotation, cellular component: nucleus. The coding region runs from base 1 to 1854 and encodes 617 amino acids. NCBI's taxonomy places the organism in Eukaryota, Viridiplantae, Streptophyta, Magnoliopsida, Rosales, Rosaceae. The transcript has 6 exons.
AUGGAGAACUACUACGUCUGUUCCAGAGAUGAGAAAGUUGAACAAUUAUUUUUUCCAGAGCAAAGAGGUUUGUCAGUUCAGUUGCGGCCGCUAUGUCCGAGUGAAGAGGAAAUGAGACAGCCAUAUUGGAGUUGGCCACAGGAUCGCCCUGCUGUUGUCUCGGCAGAGUCAAUUCCUUCUUCAUGUGGUGAUCUUGAUGAGUUGAACAAGGUGGUAAGCUUGUUGAGGUCCGAGUUGUUUCAAGUAAAGCGGGAAAAAGACGUCCUUCACUUAAAGGUCAUAAGGAUGGAAAAACUGUUGGACCAAUGUUUAGGUCCUCAGUUUGAGCAGGAAGUAAGGAGGGACCUAGCUUUACUGAAACAGAGGACGAAUCGUUGUGUCGUCUCACAUCUAUUUAAGGGAUAUGGGGAAAUGGAUGACAUUCAAUGGGAUGAAGGGCCAAGUAACAGAAAUGAGGGAGAGGAAAAGGAAGAUGAAGGGAUUGAAGGGGGUGAAGGGCCAAAUAAUAGAAAUGAGGGAGCACAUAAGGAAGAGGAGGCGAUUGACGGAGAGGAAAAGGAAGAGGAGGGGAUUGAAGGGGGUGAAGUGCAAGGAAAACCAAGUGAGGUAGAGGAAGGGCAAAGGAAAAGAAGUGAAGGAGAGCAAGUGCAAGUAAAAAGUAGCAAAGGAGAGGAAGCCCAAAGACAGAGCAGUGAGGGAGAGGAAGUGAAAAGAAAAAGCAGUAAGGGAGAGAAACUGCAAAGGAAAAAAAGGGAGGGCAAGGAAGUGAAAACACAAACAACUGAGGAAAAGGAAGUGCAAAGAAACCAAUGUGAGAAAGAAGAUAAUGAAGUUAUGUUGCUUGGGGGUGACAUUGGCGAGAGCACGGAGGGGACACUGCUCGAGUUUACUAUCGGGGACAUUGAUUUGGAUGAACCUACAGCUGUGCUAUCUCAGUUGAACGUGUGGUUGAAUGAUAAAGGUAAAGCUCUGGCACAAGGGGUCCAAUUACGGAAAAGGAAGAGGAUCAUUCCUUUGUGGAAGAUCGUUGAAGGCAGUGAAUUGGUUCCAAAAACUGGGGCACAGACAACCGGACUGAAGAUGUUAGACCCAAUGAAGGCGAUUCCGCAUGAUGAUCUGGUGAAAUUGCUGAAACUUUGUUGGGAAUGGCGCCAGGACCCAAAUUUGGUGAUGCAAUUUGGCAACGUGGAAGCUGAGAUUGAAUUCUUCGCUUCCCUCGUGAAAGCUGAUGGUUGGCUGAAAGGAGAUCACAUUGAUUUGGGGUUGUAUCUCAUCCGGAAGCGACAACAACAAUUGGAGAUAGAUUCGGUAGAAGUAGCGGACUGGACAACGACAGAUGUUUUUUUUAUGCUUGGGUGGAAAAUCAGAAAAAGUUUACUAAACGUUGUAAAUGGGAAGGUUCCUCCGUGUGGGUUGGAUUGGCAGACCGUCUAUAAGGUGUAUACCCCAUUUAUGUUGACGAAGUACAAGCAUUGGGUGGCUGUAAUGAUUGAUCUGGUAUUGUGUGAAAUCAAAGUGUACGAUUCAAAGGUUUCACUAAUUCCAGAUGACAUCGUAAAGGAAGAACUCGGCCCGCUAUCAAUUACGCUUCCAAAUCUUCUCAACACCAUCGACUUUUAUGAAGAAGGUGUUUAUGCAAACAAUUGCAGCCGAGAUUGGUGGUGUCCGUGGCCAAUAGAGCGUGUGGAUGUUCCACAACAGUCUAAUGAAGGCGAUUGUGGCAUGUUUGUGUUAAAGUACAUUGAGCUUUUCAGCGCUGAGCUUCCGUUAGCUACUUGCACCUCGCACAACAUGCCUUUUUUUCGGUUGAAAUUGGCUGCGGAGAUAACAAGGGGAGAUGCUUACUUCCCAUGAUAUUGGUUGAAGAUGACAAAUGGUACAUGAGAAGGUUUUGGGAAUGUCCAUUCUCAAACUAAUGUAAAUACACAAUAGAGACGUACGGGUCCUUAUCGAAUUCUACCGCUAACUCCUUCAUGACAUUUACAUGUUUGUUAACCAAACUGCAUUGAAUUGGAAUUUUAAGACUGCAUAUGUGAAUU